UCCAGCCUCCGCCGGCUCCCGGCGCACGCCACAUCUCCGGCCAGUCGUGCGCCGACCGCCGCGAGCGUCGCACGUGCCGCUAUGCUGUGAAUCUCCCGUACGCGCGUGUUCAGUGCUUGUACCAUGGUGACGGGUGUCGGCAGCCCUCAGCAAGGGGUGUCCAACCCCGCGCCCAGUCCGGGCAUGCAGGACCAGAAGAAGUCCAGCGAUAAUAGAAGGAGCAACAAACCCAUAAUGGAAAAACGGCGCCGAGCACGUAUUAACAACUGUUUGAAUGAACUGAAGGCUCUUAUCUUGGACGCUAUGAAGAAAGACCCAGCACGCCACUCGAAAUUAGAAAAAGCUGAUAUAUUGGAAAUGACUGUAAAACAUUUGGAAGGAUUACGCUCUGAAGGAUCCGGUUCUCCAGAUAGGUUCAAAGCUGGAUACCGACAUUGUCUGACAGAGGUUACCAAGUUUCCUGGACUAGAGGCUGGGUUGAAGAGGCGCCUAGUGCGACACUUGGAAGGAUGUGUCAGUACUCCUGGUGCACGACCUUUCGCUGCACCUACUCCACCCUCUGAUACUGAAGAUGCUGUCUCUCCACAACGCUCUACCAUAUUUAUCUCAGCUGGGCCCGGAUCUGGAGUACGCCUCGUUCCAACGAGAUUAUCAAAUGGAGACAUCGCACUUCUACUACCGGCUGGUGUCAGUGCCAGCACAUUAGGAACCGUACCGACGUUGGUGCCUCUAUCGCCGAGGGAGGUCUCCUCUACGUCGUCAGAGCCCAGGUGUUUCUCUCCAGCCAGUUCAGGGUGGGAAACCCCCCCUCCACCUACAGAGGAACCGGCCCCCUUAGCACUCGUUACAAGGAGACAACCCCCCGAAGAAAAACCUUGGCGACCUUGGUGACAAUAAUUCAUUCCCUUUAAUUUUUAAUCUGUGAUCUGUGAUAUUUAUUUGUAGUUGUAUAAUAUAAUAUUCGAGUGAUAGAUUAUAAAAGUUCCUAUAUAUAUCCUGUAGAAUAUAAAAAUUACUUGCUUGGUCAGUAUAUGUUGUGUGAUAAUAAUAAAUAACACGUAAUAAGUGUUUGUGAGUGAAUUAUAUAGUUUUAAUGAAUUAACUUGUCUAGUGUUAGUCUUCCUUUGGAUUAAGUUAGGUUUGGUAAGAUUGUAAAUUUUUUGAUGACAUCUAAGGCAGUAUUUCAUGAAAAGGGACGAUUGUCCAUAUAUUAACAGAAAUAAAUAUAUUUUAUAUUAUUCAUUAUAAUCGCACUCAUAUAGGUACAUAGUACAUUAUAAUCAUAAUCAAAAAUAAUAUAACUCGUUUCCUAACAUCGCUGAGUACUGUUUACAUUCAUAAAAUCAUAUAAAAUCAGCCAUAUUAUAAUUUAGGUUUUGUAAUGUGUAAACUUUUGUAACCGAACAUGCUUGCCAAAUUAAAAAAAAAUGUUUAAUAAAAAAUCAUUGUUAUUUCAAGACAUUGCUAUUGAUAAUCAUCUUCUAAAAUAGAUCUAGCAUGAUAACGUAGGUAAUCUUAUAAGUUUAAUUUAUAUACUUAGGUAUAAAAUUAUAGAAUUCUGCGUGCCUUAUACAGCAAAAUCGUAUAUAGUCUUCCAGUUAUUAUAUAAGUUGACUUAUGUUUUGAGUAAUAUAAGUUUUAUUGCCGGUUUCAUCCUUUUCAGAUAAGUGACUGAUAGCUUCUUUACAAGUUUUGUCUGAGACAUUUUAAAAAGUGACAAAACGGUUGUAAUACGCGGCACUUAUCUGAAGUUAGUGAAACCGACCCUUAAUAUCAUUAAUUUUCAUGUAUAAACCUAAUAAAAGUAUGUUACCAUAACUAAGUAAAUAAUAUGAAUGUCUUCCUUUGCCAGUUACCGAUAUAUGGACAGUAAAAACAUGGUACUAGUACUUCCCUAUUUAAUAUACAUAUUUAGUAGUAGGUUGCGCAUUCAUAUUUUGCUAAUUUCUCUCACGAACUUCAUUGUAAGUUUUUAAUUUUAAAAUCUUGAAAUUUAAAGUUUUUUAAAUUAAACAAAAUAAGACUUUGUAAUAUGCUAUGUUUAAAUAAUUACCUACACACAUAUAACACGUGUCUCUGAUUGUAAGACUUUCAAUUAAAUUUAAAAUUAGGGCUAUAAUUUGUAUUACAAGGUUGUGACUUAAAAAAACAAAUAUUUAAGUACGAUUUUGUAUCAUGAAAACAUACUCGUAAGCAUCGUGUUUACGUGUACGUAUAUAAUUUAAUAUUUUAAUGUAUACAAUUUGCGCCCAGCUCUUUGACUAUACUUACAACAACUUGGCCACGCUACAAUGAUAAUAAAUAAUUUUUAAAUAUAACAAUUGUCAUUUUAUUAUUUAUUCGCAAGAUACUGAAGUACCUAUUUAGGGUUCCGUAGUCCACAAGGUACCUUCUGUAGGUAUGUCCGCGGUUAAGUGCAGAGACUAUUAAUACGAGAAAUCUGUAAUUUAGGAUGAGUAUGAAAAUUAAUAAUGUCAACAAAGUCGUAAAAUGAAAUCUUGUAAAAUAUUUCUUUAGGGUACUUUCUUUGUAUGUAUUCCUUUGUGUAAAGUGUGUAAAAUAUCCCCCUUCAUGUAAAGUGGGGAUGAUUUUUCACUCAUUUAUCUCAUAGUGUGGGGUAUCGUUCGAUAGAUAAACGGUUUUACAACUUAAAGAACGUAAUUGGAAAUCAAAUAUUGCAUACUAAUUGUUUAUUAAAAAGACAAAGUUGUUAUAAAUAUAAUUCAGAGUCUGCUAAAUCUAGAGAGUUGAAAUUUGGCAUGCGUAUAUUGACGACCUCCGUGGCGCAGUGGUAUGCGCGGUGGAUUUACAAAACGGGGUCCUGGGUUCGAUCCCCGGCUGGGCAGAUUGAGAUUUUCUUAAUUAGUCCAGGUCUGGCUGGUGGGAGGCUUCGUGUAGAAACCAAAAGGGGUGUGGAUUUUCAUCCUCCUCCUAACAAGUUAGCCCGCUUCCAUCUUAAACUGCAUCAUCACUUACCAUCAGGUGAGAUUGUAGUCAAGGGCUAACUUGUAAAGAAUAAAAAAAAAAUGUAUAUACAUUAACCACUCCCAGUAAAUGUUAAAAAAUAAAUUUAAUAGGGUUCCUUUUCCAUAUGAAAAGUGAGGAUGAUUUUUUUAUUAUCUAUCCCGUAGUGUGUGAUAGUGAAAGUGUGUAUCACUAUCGGCAUUUUUGGUUUAAAGGGCUCAAUUAAUUUAACCCUACACUGCGCGGGGCCUGACUUCGCCGGUUUUUAUGUAAAAUUUUGAAGAAAAUUUCGAGUUGCUUUACAAUUUUACAUGCUGUAAUGUAAAAUGUAUACUAACAUUUUAUGUAAAUCUAAAUGGAUAUGUUUAAGUAAUUAGAUGGUAUGAUACAGUGAUAUUAUUUUAAGAUAAUUUAAGUUGAUUGUACCUAAAAGACAAAAUAAAUAUUACGUGAUUUUAUAUA
Molecule: messenger RNA, 3426 nt
Organism: Bicyclus anynana (squinting bush brown)
Lineage: Eukaryota; Metazoa; Arthropoda; Insecta; Lepidoptera; Nymphalidae
Gene: hry
Product: protein hairy
Exons: 4
Coding region: 124-891 (255 amino acids)
Biological process (GO): regulation of neurogenesis; regulation of transcription by RNA polymerase II; anterior/posterior pattern specification
Cellular component (GO): nucleus
Molecular function (GO): DNA-binding transcription factor activity, RNA polymerase II-specific; protein dimerization activity; RNA polymerase II cis-regulatory region sequence-specific DNA binding
Source: RefSeq, a predicted model, not a curated record